This is a messenger RNA of Chrysochloris asiatica (Cape golden mole), 1299 nucleotides long. Its product is annotated as adenosylhomocysteinase-like. Bases 1 to 1299 code for a protein of 432 amino acids. The transcript is spliced from 10 exons. The record is from RefSeq and is a predicted model, not a curated record. Gene Ontology annotation, cellular component: cytosol. Gene Ontology annotation, biological process: L-methionine cycle. Gene Ontology annotation, molecular function: adenosylhomocysteinase activity. NCBI's taxonomy places the organism in Eukaryota, Metazoa, Chordata, Mammalia, Afrosoricida, Chrysochloridae.
AUGUCGGACAAACUGCCAUACAAAGUCGCUGACAUCAGUUUGGCCUCUUGGGGACGCAAGGCCCUGGACAUCGCAGAGAAUGAGAUGCCAGGCCUGAUGCGCAUGCGGGAGAUGUACUCAGCCUCCAAGCCUCUGAAGGGUGCCCGCAUUGCUGGAUGCCUGCACAUGACUGUGGAGACAGCUGUCCUUAUUGAGACCCUCGUCGCUCUUGGUGCUGAGGUGCAGUGGUCCAGCUGCAACAUCUUCUCCACUCAGGACCAUGCAGCAGCUGCCAUUGCAAAGGCUGGCAUUCCAGUGUACGCUUGGAAGGGUGAAACAGAUGAGGAGUACCUGUGGUGCAUUGAACAAACCCUGUACUUUAAGGACGGACCCCUCAACAUGAUUCUGGACUACAGUGAUGACCUCACCAACCUCAUUCAUACCAAGUACCCACAGCUCCUGUCGGGCAUCCGAGGCAUUUCUGAGGAGACCACAACUGGGGUUCACAACCUAUACAAGAUGAAGGCCAAGGGGAUACUGAAGGUGCCUGCCAUCAACGUCAAUGAUUCUGUGACCAAGAGCAAGUUUGACAACCUGUAUGGCUGCCGGGAGUCCCUCAUAGAUGGCAUCAAGCGAGCCACAGAUGUGAUGAUUGCGGGAAAGGUGGCAGUUGUGGCAGGCUAUGGGGACGUGGGCAAGGGCUGUGCCCAGGCCCUGAGAGGUUUCGGGGCUCGUGUCAUCAUCACUGAGAUUGACCCCAUCAACGCAUUACAGGCUGCCAUGGAGGGCUAUGAAGUGACUACCAUGGAUGAGGCCUGUCAGGAGGGCAACAUCUUUGUCACAACCACAGGCUGUGUAGAUAUCAUCCUUGGCAGGCACUUUGAGAAGAUGAAGGAUGAUGCCGUUGUGUGUAACAUUGGACACUUUGAUGUGGAGAUUGAUGUCAAGUGGCUCGAUGAGAAUGCUGUGGAGAAAGUGAAUAUAAAGCCCCAGGUGGACCGAUACCGGUUGAAGAAUGGGCACCGCAUCAUCCUGCUGGCCGAAGGGCGGUUGGUCAACCUGGGCUGUGCCAUGGGCCACCCCAGCUUCGUGAUGAGCAACUCCUUCACCAACCAGGUGCUGGCACAGAUUGAACUGUGGACACACCCAGACAAGUAUCCCGUUGGAGUCCACUUCUUGCCCAAGAAGCUGGAUGAGGCAGUGGCUGAAGCCCACCUGGGCAAGCUGAAUGUGAAACUGACCAAGCUAACUGGGAAGCAGGCUCAGUACCUGGGCCUGCCCUCAGAUGGCCCCUUCAAGCCUGAUCACUACCGAUAUUGA